UGAGUCACUGAAGGCUUGGUCUGCAAGUCGGGAACUGUAGAGAGAGAGAGAGAUUCACCUAAAGAACUGAGCAGUCUGGAAAAGUUUUCGGGUGUGCAUGUGUGUGUGUUGCGCUCGUGUGUCUCUAUGCAUAAGUGUGACCGUGGCUCCCGGAGUUACCCAGAAAGGAUUAUCCCAACUCCUUCCUAGCGUUUAAAGAUGAGGGAAGUCAUCAUCAAUGGCCUUCAGGACUUCUUUUUUGAGUACGAGACUCCGCGGCAGGUCCUGGUGCGGAACAAGAGGGUGGGGAUAGUGUGCCGCCUUAUCCAGCUCGGGGUCCUAGGCUACAUCGUUGGGUGGGUGUUCAUCUAUGAGAAAGGCUACCAGAUCGAAGACUCAGCUAUAGGUUCUGUGCUGACCAAGAUGAAGGGAGUGGGCCUCACAUCUGUGGAUGGGGUGGACCGGGUGUGGGACGUGGCUGACUACGUCUUCCCUGAACAGGGGGAUGCGUCGUUUGUGGUGAUGACUAAUUACAUAAUCACCGCGGGGCAGAAACAGGACAAGUGCCCGGAGCUCAACGAUGGCAAGAAUUCCUGCAACUCGGACAAAGACUGUGAAGGGGGACAAUACAAACGUACGGGAAAUGGGUAUAUGACGGGGAAGUGUGUUAUAACAACGGGGACCUGUGAGGUGCACGCCUGGUGCCCUAUCGAAGAUGACCUCACCAUUCCAGACCCCCCACUGCUGAUGUCUGCUGAGAACUACACGCUCUUCAUCAAAAACUCUGUUACCUUUCCUCAGUUCAAAGUGGUCAGGAGCAACCUGGUUGAAGGCGUGGAUAACAGUUACAUCAAGAGAUGCUUCUACCAUGAGACAAACAGCCCUCUGUGCCCCAUCUUCAAGCUGGGAGACAUAGUGAGACUCUCAGGCUUCAAUUUCCAACAGAUAGCAAAAGAAGGUGGGGCGAUUGGCAUCCUCAUCGACUGGGUGUGUAAUCUGGAUUACAGCUUGAAACACUGCAAGCCAAAGUACUACUUUCAUGGUCUCUAUGGUAACGCAGAUGAGACGGACAAGGCCAGGGCGUCUGUGGGCUACAACUUCAGGCACGCUAAGUACUACACGGAAAACUCGACAGAGAAGAGAACACUCAUGAAAGUGUUUGGCAUCCGCUUCAAUGUCAUCGUUCGUGGACUGGCAAGAAAAUUUGAUAUCAUCCCAACACUGACAGCAAUUGGAUCAGGAGUAGGGAUCUUUGGAGUGGCAACCGUUGUAUGUGACCUUGUGCUGUUAUACGUGUUGCCCAAGAGAGAUUUCUACAAGAAUAUGAAAUUCAAAUCAACAGUCAUUGAUGAUGAAAUAAGCGGCAGUGGUUCAAAGGUGGGAGACGUUUCUAUGACCAACAUAGGCUCAAAAGACCCAGCUCCAAUAACGAUGAAGGAUUGACUGCCGACUCUUAAAUCUUCAGCUUUGCUGCCGUGACAACUGACUGCACUAAGAACACAAACACACACUGGAGUAGAUUGCUCGCACUGGGUCAGAAGUUCUCACAAACGGGCAUUACAAGCCUGUAGACUUGACACUGUACUAUAUAAAAGUCUCCCAAGAAUGAUUCCACAUCCAUGUUCAGCAGACUUUUUUUUGUAGUUUCAGUGUAAUCUUUUUUGCCCAUAGACUGUCUGGGAAUCAGUUCCUGUCCCUUGUGCUACACCACGGAUAACACAGUUUUUCACCAGCAUCAUCUUCUUGUCUUCACCGGGCUGUUUUUUAACCCUUCGAAUAAACACCAGUUUUUAAUGCGAUAUGUGGCUAACUCACUAUGCUUCUCAGUCAUCUUCUAAAGGGAGAAGGAGAGGACAUGUUGGGAUUAUUGGACCUUGUAGUACGGGUGUGCUGUAUAUGAUCAUUCAGUCUGAUAUGUCUGUUGGGUUGGGUGUAGUGUUCAAUCUGUUUAUACCAUUUCUGUUUCUGUUCAUGUGAUCAUAUGCAAAUUCUUUUUGAAUGUGUACUGUCCAUGUGUACAGUCACGGAGUACUGCCCAUGUGACUGGUACUUAUGAAAAUAAAACCACACAAGACAAAUUUGUUCUGAAAAAGGCUAUGGACAGGCCCGUCGUUGUGAUAUCUUUUAUUGUCUUUGAUUAUGUCUAAAUGUACAAAAGCAUGCAAAAAAUAGCCUCUGUAUAUAUUGGUACAUAUUUACAUUGUAACAGUUGCAUUCUCCAUAUUUUUUUCUGUGUACGUCAUGCUUUGUUUUUGUAUGUGAGAAGUGUACAUUCAGAUUAGGCAGAAGAGCACAGACAGCCAUUGAACAUACAUCUUAGACAGGCACUAAAACACAGACAGAAGGACGUCUCUAAUGGGCAUUUUGCAGAGAUGCAGACAUGACCGUGCUGUCAGGGUUACAUGCUGAACAAUCUCACUGUUGUCUCACUAAGCCCUUUAGCAGGAUAUUCACAAUUGAACUGAAACAGAUACAGCACCACCCUUCUCAUUGGAGUUAAUUAGAGACAAGAGUACCUCAGUGAUGACUGAUAUUGUCCCUGUGAAAGUUUACUGCUUACAGUAGUUACACCUGCAUUUGUUUUUGUUUGUUGGUGUUGUUGUUGGUUGUUGUUGUUUUUGUUUGUUUUUUCCUUUAGAAUGUAAGGUCCCAUUCUGCUGUUGGGAGUUAUCAGAAUGACCAUGUAAAAAGAAAAAAAAAAUGUUGAAUAAAAAUAUGCUGAAGACCGAA
Molecule: messenger RNA, 2709 nt
Organism: Alosa sapidissima (American shad)
Lineage: Eukaryota; Metazoa; Chordata; Actinopteri; Clupeiformes; Clupeidae
Gene: p2rx1
Product: purinergic receptor P2X, ligand-gated ion channel, 1
Exons: 13
Coding region: 199-1422 (407 amino acids)
Biological process (GO): monoatomic cation transmembrane transport; response to ATP
Cellular component (GO): plasma membrane; nuclear inner membrane
Molecular function (GO): ATP binding; purinergic nucleotide receptor activity; extracellularly ATP-gated monoatomic cation channel activity
Source: RefSeq, a predicted model, not a curated record